This is a messenger RNA of Oryza sativa Japonica Group (Japanese rice), 1689 nucleotides long. The record is from RefSeq and is a predicted model, not a curated record. NCBI's taxonomy places the organism in Eukaryota, Viridiplantae, Streptophyta, Magnoliopsida, Poales, Poaceae.
GCGUUCCAUCGCUCGCUCGCUCUCUCGCUUUGCUUCGAGCUGAGAAUGCACCUAAGGAUGGCGUCGCCGCCGCAGCCCGGGCCGUACAUGCCGGACCUGCCGGCGGUGCCGGCGUGGCUGAACAAGGGCGACACCGCGUGGCAGCUGGUGGCGGCGACGUUCGUCGGCAUCCAGUCGAUGCCUGGGCUGGUGGUGAUCUACGGCAGCAUCGUGAAGAAGAAGUGGGCCGUCAACUCCGCCUUCAUGGCGCUGUACGCCUACGCGUCCACGCUUAUCGUGUGGGUGCUCGUCGGCUUCCGCAUGGCGUUCGGCGACCGGCUGCUCCCGUUCUGGGCCAAGGCCGGGCCGGCGCUGACGCAGGACUUCCUGGUGCAACGCGCGGUGUUCCCGGCGACGGCGCACUACGGCAGCGACGGCACGCUCGAGACGCCGCGCACCGAGCCGUUCUACGCGGAGGCGGCGCUGGUGCUGUUCGAGUUCGAGUUCGCGGCCAUCACGCUGGUGCUGCUCGCCGGGUCGCUCCUGGGGCGGAUGAACAUCAAGGCGUGGAUGGCGUUCACCCCGCUCUGGCUCCUCUUCUCCUACACCGUCGGCGCGUUCAGCCUCUGGGGCGGCGGCUUCCUCUACCAGUGGGGCGUCAUCGACUACUCCGGCGGAUACGUCAUCCACCUCUCCUCCGGCGUCGCCGGCUUCACCGCCGCCUACUGGGUGGGCCCGAGGCUGAAGAGCGACAGGGAGCGGUUCUCGCCGAACAACAUCCUGCUCAUGAUCGCCGGCGGCGGGCUGCUGUGGUUGGGCUGGGCCGGGUUCAACGGCGGCGCGCCGUACGCCCCCAACGUCACCGCCACGGUCGCCGUGCUCAACACCAACGUCAGCGCCGCGACGAGCCUCCUCACCUGGACCUGCCUCGACGUCAUCUUCUUCGGCAAGCCCUCCGUCAUCGGCGCCGUGCAGGGUAUGAUGACGGGGCUCGUCUGCAUCACGCCCGGCGCCGGGCUGGUGCACACGUGGUCAGCGAUGCUGAUGGGCAUGUUCGCCGGCAGCGUCCCGUGGUUCACGAUGAUGAUCCUGCACAAGAAAUCCACCUUCCUCAUGAAGGUCGACGACACCCUCGCCGUCUUCCACACCCACGCCGUCGCCGGCAUCCUGGGCGGCGUCCUCACGGGCCUCCUCGCCACGCCGGAGCUCUGCGCUCUCGAUUGCCCGAUCCCGAACAUGCGCGGCGUCUUCUACGGCAGCGGCAUCGGCCAGCUCGGGAAGCAGCUCGGCGGCGCGCUGUUCGUCACCGUCUGGAACCUCAUCGUCACCAGCGCCAUUCUCCUCUGCAUCGGCCUCUUCAUCCCGCUCCGCAUGUCCGACGACCAGCUCAUGAUCGGCGACGACGCGGCGCACGGGGAGGAGGCCUACGCUCUGUGGGGGGACGGUGAGAAGUUCGACGUGACGCGGCCGGAGACGACGAGGACGGGAGGUGCAGGCGGCGCGGGCAGGGAGGACACCAUGGAGCAGAGGCUGACCAACAUGGGAGCCAGGGGUGUCACCAUUCAGUUGUAGAAGACGGGAAGGGUGUGCUUGCUCGUUCCAGUGAUUCUGAUGAUGUAUGGCACUGAUGUAUGUUACUUUCAACGUUUAGUGUUAAUUCGGUGAUGUAAUGCUGGUGUAGUUUCUGUUAUUGUUAACUGAAUUAGUUCA